AUUGGCUGCAGCAGCAGCUGGACCCUUCUCGCAGGAAGCGGUGUUCAAAUCCAAGCUGCUCGACGAAGAGAAGAAGAGGAAGUUCCAUCUGCAUCCGGGUUCCUCACACUCGCGCGGAAUGUUCGAACAUGUUGUUAAAAAUAACUAAAAGAAAUGGCUGAAAAAUAUUCCAAGUCUAAACUUAAACGGAAUAAAGUGUCAGUCAAAGAGCUACAGCCGGAAAUAAGUUCCGGUGGGACCGCGCGGAGGAGUCCUGCCUUCCCCAGAGACAGCACUGCGCCGACGGGAAGGGUGGAGGCUCCUCCUGGGGGGUGGUGGAGCCUCCAGCAGCUGCCUGCAGCAGAGCGGCUGUGGGCGAUGGCUCUGAGGAGCGCUCUGCAGGAGGACCAGCUCUGGGACCUUCCUCCUCCUCUUCCUCCUCCGUCUGUAGCGAGACCUGCAGCCGGACGGGUGGCGGAGCAGCGGUGGUGUGACCUCAGUGGAGAGGUGCCCCCCCUCCCUAGACCCUCCCCCCCCUCCCCUCUCAGGCAGCAGCAGCCCUCAGUGCUGUCCUCUCACUGCAGGCCCAGUGAACCCCCCACCCAAACAACAAGGCCCCCCCUCCACAGCUGGGAGGAGCCACCAUCACCCACCACACCCUCAGGUGAUGGGGGAGACAGGUGGAGGAAAGAAGGAGAGACUGGAGUGCUCAACAGAGAGCAGGGGGGGGCCAGGAGGAAGGGUUCUCUACAGAGGGUGGAGGAGCAUAAAGAGGAGGGGGUGCAGAGGACUGUUGGAGCUGCAGCAGGAGGGGGGGGGCUGCACAGCUGUCCCAUGUGCCUGCUGGAGUUCACUGUGGGCUCCACACAGAUGGAGCGUGACGGCCACCUGGCCCGCUGUCUGUCUGAGGUCAAUGUGGACAUGAGCUGGUGAGAGGACAGGAAACACACACACACACACUGACUCAGGAUCAGAUGGUACACUGACGGAGCUCUCCUCCACUCUGGGCCUGACUCAAAGUGACAGAAGCUCUUUGGACAGAAGACAUGAACACUGGAAGAAGUUUCACAACUGAAGACACUCUGACACCAGGGCGCUUUGACUGCUCUGCUCACUAAAAACAAAAUGAAACUAGGCACAAAGCUGCUAAAGAAAAGGGCUAUCCUUUGACAGACUUCUGUUGAAAUGAAUUGAAUGUAAUGUUACAGAUUUGUGUCUCUUGUAAUGUUUAACAGAUGAAUUAAAGAAAUGUGUGUUAACGGAGAGCUUCAGAGACGCAGCCCGGCUUUUACUCCCACUGGGAAUAUUCAUGCUAAGCUAAGCUAACCACUUCAUGUAUUUUGAUUUGAUCUUCUCAAGCACAGAAACAUUUUUUAAAACUGCUUAAAGGUAUAAUAUUUAACAUCUCUGUAUUAAAAUGUCUAUAAACGACUGGACCUAUA
Molecule: messenger RNA, 1421 nt
Organism: Trematomus bernacchii (emerald rockcod)
Lineage: Eukaryota; Metazoa; Chordata; Actinopteri; Perciformes; Nototheniidae
Product: Fanconi anemia core complex-associated protein 20
Exons: 4
Coding region: 154-912 (252 amino acids)
Molecular function (GO): ubiquitin binding
Source: RefSeq, a predicted model, not a curated record